AUGAGUGGGUUGUUGCCCGAUAUAGAACAAAUUUGCUUUUACCUCACUGAUAAUGCUGUUGAAGGUAAAUCCCAACCAAUUGAUGUCUUAAUUGACAACCAAAGGAAAACUGUUGUAUUAGAAAACAGAAAAAAACUGAUUCCCAUUACAGAUGCCAUCAUAUUGUGUGGAAGGCAAGGUAUUGCACUAAGAGGACAUCGUGAUGAUGCUAAGUAUCAUCCAGCUCCAGGGGAAUAUUUAGUAGGGAGAACUGGGAAUUUUGUAGAAUUGCUGAAAGUUAGAGUUCUAGGUGGUGAUGCUGAUUUGAAAGAGCAUUUAUCAAAAUGCCCUAAAAACGCAACAUAUAUUUCCAAAACCACUCAAAAUGAUUUAAUAAAUUGUUGUGGUGAGGUAAUAACUAAUAAAUUUGUUUCUGAAAUUAGGAAGAAUAAAUUUUUCUCUGUCCUGACUGAUGAACUUUUAGAUUAUUCUAGUAAGGAACAACUUUCUUUAGUAAUCCGUUACGUUGAUUCCAGUAGAAAUAUCAAGAAAGAUUUUCUUAAAUUUCUUCAUUGUAAAGAGGGUUUAACUGGUGCAGAUUUAGCCCAGCUUAUGUUGUCUGCUCUGCAAAAUUUAAAUCUAGAUUUCAGUAAUUGCUGGGGCCAGGGUUAUGAUGGGGCUGGUAGUGUUGCUGGACAUUUAAAUGGUUUAUCAGCUCGUCUUCUGUCGGUUAACAAAAAGGCUAUUUAUGUUCAUUGUCAUAGCCACCGUUUAAACCUUUGUGUUGCUAAAUCUUGUUCCGUCACGCUGGUAAGAAAUGCUAUGAACAAAAUUAAGAAAUUUCCUACUUCUUUAACUUUUCACAAAAAAGGCAACAGCUCCUUGAAAAAAAUGUCAUUCAAUAUUGUCCUAAUUCUGAUAAGUGGCAUGAAAGUUUUUCAAGAACUUUAUGUUGAAAUUUAUGUGACCCUUGAUGAUAUGACAGUUAAUUUAAAUAAAAUUGUCAAUAAUGAAACUGCCACCAAAGCACACUCAUUUUUUAAUGAAAUUUCUACCUUUAAGUUCAUUGUAUCUGUUGUUGUGACCAGAAAUGUUUUGGCACUAACACAUGGUGUUACAACUUUGCUUUAA
Messenger RNA from Hydractinia symbiolongicarpus, 1110 nucleotides. RefSeq names its product 52 kDa repressor of the inhibitor of the protein kinase-like. The record is from RefSeq and is a predicted model, not a curated record. The transcript is spliced from 2 exons. NCBI's taxonomy places the organism in Eukaryota, Metazoa, Cnidaria, Hydrozoa, Anthoathecata, Hydractiniidae. The coding region runs from base 1 to 1110 and encodes 369 amino acids.